Molecule: messenger RNA, 4717 nt
Organism: Cheilinus undulatus (humphead wrasse)
Lineage: Eukaryota; Metazoa; Chordata; Actinopteri; Labriformes; Labridae
Gene: tfeb
Product: transcription factor EB
Exons: 12
Coding region: 462-2018 (518 amino acids)
Biological process (GO): regulation of transcription by RNA polymerase II; humoral immune response; positive regulation of DNA-templated transcription
Cellular component (GO): nucleus
Molecular function (GO): DNA-binding transcription factor activity, RNA polymerase II-specific; protein dimerization activity; RNA polymerase II cis-regulatory region sequence-specific DNA binding
Source: RefSeq, a predicted model, not a curated record
CAUUGGUGGUGGUACAGGUGACCGCAGACGCUCCGAGUUGUGACAACAUCUCGACGGUGCAAACGAAAACAAAUUAGCCUCGGAAGUGCGAGGUUGUACACGCUGUGGCAGGCUCUGGAAAUAUACAGAAAUUCAGCACAAAGACUUAUUUUCUUCAACAGGGGACUUUUCCUCCGCUGUGGCCGGUUGUGGCGGGUUUGGUAUCAGAGCGCACGAGAGCAGUGGGCACGCACUUUUCCUGAACCUGAUUACUUCGUUCUGUCUGACCUUCAGAUCGGUGACCUCCUCCUUCAGAUUGUCUUUCACUCUGUCCAGCAUCCAGACAUGUAAACCGCAGCAUAAGGAGAGCUUCCUCCCUCUUUCUGACCUGUUGUUCUCUCUAACAGCUUCCCAUACCUCUCGGGCUGGACUGCAGUACAUUGACAUCAGCUCGCCCUCCCCUGCCCCCUCGCCCCCCAGCAAUGGCCUCACGCAUUGGGCUGCGGAUGCAGCUGAUGCGAGACCAGUUGCAGCAAGAGGAGCAGCGUGAGAGGCAGCAACAGCUUCAGCAGCAGCAGCAGUACAUGCAGCUUCGCAUGGCUGGGCCGCCUCCAUCCACCCCGGCCAUCAGUACUGUACAGCAUUACCAAAACAUGCAGGUCCCGGUGGAGGUUCUCAAGGUGCAGACCCACCUGGAGAACCCCACAGACUACCAUAUCCGUCAGUCUCGGAAGCAACAGGUGAAAGAAUACCUGUCUACAACCUAUGCCACCAAGCAGACAGUCCAUGCAGUAGCAGGACUGGUGCCGCCAUCUCCUCCUGCCAACAUGGGACCCACAGGUGGAUCAGCGUCUGCACCCCCACCUCUCGUCUCUCCUCACGUGCGCACUGAGCAGCUCAUGUCAGGAAACAGCGCCCCCAACAGCCCCAUGGCCAUGCUCAAUAUUGGCUCCAGUCAUGAGAAAGAGAUGGAUGAGGUUAUUGAGGACAUCAUCAGCAUGCAGUCCAAUUAUGACGAUAUUCAAGGCUACAUUGAUGCUGGCCAGAUGUCAAACACACUCCCCCUGUCUAGCAGUCACCUGGAUGUGUAUACGGGUCCUGGGAUGAAGGGACCAGCCGUAGCGAUGACCAGUAACUCCUGUCCUGCCAACCUCACCAUUAAAAGAGAACUGUCAGAUGCAGAAGCCCGUGCUCUGGCCAAGGAGAGACAAAAGAAAGACAACCACAAUCUGAUUGAACGCAGGAGGAGGUUUAAUAUCAAUGAUCGCAUCAAAGAGUUGGGCACUAUGAUCCCGAAAACCAACGACCUUGUGCACAGUGAUGUGCGCUGGAACAAAGGCACUAUACUGCGGGCGUCUGUUGAGUAUAUCAAGCGCAUGCAGAAGGACGUGCAGAGGACCAGAGAGGUGGAGAACAACUUUAAAAGGAUGGAGAUGGCUAACAAACAGCUGAUGCUACGCAUUCAGGAGUUAGAGAUGCAGGCUCGUCUGCACGGCCUCCCCAGCAAUUCCCCCUCCAGUCUGAACCCCAAUGAGCUGAUGGCUCCUUACAUAAAACAAGAGACCAGCCCCGAGGAGAAUCUCUCUCACCAACAGGCCCACCACCAGCCCCAGCACUUACCCCAGAACCAGGCUCAUCCCCAGGCCCAGCAGCACCACCACCACUUCCUCCCACAGAACCACCUCCACCACCAGGGCCAGGCUCAGCCUCAGCCUCGGCAGCUGCCACCACUCCCUCAACACCUGCAGCCCCAGUUACCCAUCCAGUACCCGUCUGUGGGGAGUUCCCAGGCUUUUGACUUUACCCAGUCGCUAGACUUGUGUGACGGGAUCUCUGGCUUCUCGGAUGGCAUGUCGGGGCUUGGUGACUUGGGCGGGCUGGACAUGCAGGGGAGGAGAGGUGAGCUGGGCUUCCUGAUGAUGGACGAGCCCCUGUCCCCCAUGGGAGGAGACCCACUGCUCUCUGCGAUGUCCCCUGAGGCGUCGGUCGACUCCAGUCGCAGAUCCAGUUUCAGCAUAGAAGAUGGAGACAUACUGUAGACACACAUGAGCACAUACAGAUGUUUCACAGAGGUUAAAGCACAACAAACACUCACAGCACAUACAGGAGGAGGGAAAGAAAAUCAUCCACCCAGCACACACACAAAAAACACUCGUUUUUGGUACUAUAAUUUGGAGUUCAAGAUGGUACACAGCACCCAUUGGCUGAUACUGUAUAGUAGAAACUUUCACACAUACACAGGGACACACAAUUACAAAGUGCAUGUGGGACAAACUUGACACGUUGCCCAACAGACUGAGCAUUUACAAGGGCUGAACUCACACUGCCAGGUCAGGAGUUAUAGAGCACACUUGGCCUCGUUUCCAUAAAGGUGCCUCUGAAUCAUAAUUGAACAAGGGACAAAAACCAGCAGUUAAUUAGAUUGAAGUUAUCAGAUACAAGGACAAACCGAGUGCAUUGUCUCACUCGAUAGAGGACAAGUUAUUUUCUCCUUACAUCAGCCUCUUUUAGCAACCAUAAAUGAUUGAACGGACGAUAGUGAAUAAAAUGGAAAUAGCUUCAUGGUCCUGCAUGUGUAAUUCAUCUUAGGGGGAUGCAGUCCAGCCUCAUUGUUCUGUUGCUCAAUCUCUUAUUCCACAGUUUGUUUUUUUGCCUCCAGCACUCACUGUUUGACAAAGAUCUGUGUUAGCCUGCUAAGCUGAAGUCUUUUCUCUUUUAAGAGAUAUUUGAAAACUCCACAGAUGAAAAGGUGAUCCGGCUUUAAAGCAAACACUUGUGCUUGCAGACACUCUGCUAGAAUCUUACGGUUUAUAACACUUAUAUUGUCAUGACCUUUGCCCGAAGAUUACACCAUAAAAAGUGUGUUGACCUGGUGAGACAGUAGAGAAAACCAUGCGAUAGGAGUCAAAAUACUCAAUAUACAAGCGGGAUCAUUUUUGAGCAGAAGCAGCUGUUAACCUGAACUGCCAGGCUUACAACCUCUAUCAAUGUGCCUUCUUAUUUUUGCAGCUGGUGCUCUUUAAAGGGUUGCAGUUAUGACUUGGGAUAAGACUUAAAUAUCAACUUGGGUUAUGCCUGUAAAUGCGUCAGUUUACCUCUGUACCUUAAAGCUCCUGUGAGGAGCUUUUAGCUAGUUAUGAAACAGACUGAAAUGAACACUGAUACCUCUGUGUGCCCUACUAAAACAAACAAGAUCAUCCAUGACAAGACUGAUUAUUUCUGUAUAGUUUUUUUUAAUACUUGUAGCCGCUGCUGCAGGGUAGGCGCCAGAUGAAGUGAGGCUUUCUUUUUUUUACAUUUUCCGUGGCACAGUGAGUGAUAUGAUUGACUGUUUAAAGAUUUUUCAUCAGAAACCACCACUGACAUGUACAGGAAAAGAUUAGCAAAAAAGAGAGGUGCCAGUUUGUCCAAAAGCACAUCAAAAGGAAACAAAAGUUCCUCACAGGAGCCCUAAAUGUUUUCAUACAUUUUCUGCUCACUUUCAGGCCCUGACUUGUGCUAAAGGCUUAGGUAGUAGGUAGCAGGCGCAGUCUUAUCUCCACUGUAAAAGCACAUCUCACACGCUCACUCAUUAAACCAUCAACGUGUUCACAAAUAGGCUUUAUAGCGCUCCCAUGCCUACAGUUCAAUACAUACAGUGCAGUGUAGAGGCUAUUUUCAAAUCAGCUCCUCUGUCUCUCUUCUGUCUCUCUCCUGAUGAAUGCAGUGACAUUUUCAGCUGCAGAGGCUGACCUCAGGUCUGCUGUUAAGCAAUGGGGAUGUGUAAUUGCGUUGGUUGUAGUCAUCACAGUGAUGUUUGGGGCCGUCCACAGUCAUAUAUUUGCUGUGGUAACUUGAUCCUGGGCUUUAAAUUAAUUUAACUCACGAUCAGUGUCGAUAAAGGUAGAUAAAACAUUUAUGGUGAUUAUUAUUAUUAUUUUUGAUUAAAAGAAGUUGUUUUCUUUACUAUAUAGUUUGUUGUUUUAUUUUAUCUCCCAAAGCACUGGAAACUAUAUUAUUGUUUUGACUUUGUACAUUGGAAGAAUUUUUGGAAUAAGAUUUAUUUCAGAUGUUUUAUGCCACUAAGCCACUUAAAUGUGUUUUAUUUGUAUUUGUUGUUUUAGUUCUGUUUUAAUUAUAUUCCAAGAUUACCCUUUUCUUCUCAGAGCCAUUUUGGUUUGCAAACUAUACACAGGUAUUAAAGCCAUCCAUGUUUUAUCAGUGGAGGAGCAGGGAGACAUUUGUGAACUUUCAGAUUCACUGUAGAGAUGAAGUGAUCAUGUACAUUUUCAAUGCCAUUUUUAUAUGAUUGGGAUUUUACUUUUCUCAUUGUUUUUAAUUUUAAACCACUCUUAGAUGAAAGUUGAUUCUUUAAUUUGACUGAAUCCAAAUUGCUCAAAAUAUAUGAAUGUAAGCUCUACAGGUGGUUCUGCUUCAACUGAAGCAGAACGACUCAGCUUUUCCCUCUCUUUUUGUUGAUUUCCUGGAGACUGGAUUAACUCUGAGCCGAGGAGUUGUGGUUGUUCUGGUGUUGUAGCACUGACUCUGCAAUUGUUUCUGUCCGUCUGUCUGCCAGUGUUGUGCCUCCCCCUCCCUUAUCAGCCACAGUUGGACUGUUAUUGUAUUGUCACACAGCCGACACUCCAAAGAGCCGCUCAGGCCUCCUCUACUCUUCCACUGGAGAGCGCUCUCUGCAGAACAAACUACACAGGGAAAAGUUGUUCUGAUUUUACAGAGAUUAUAAAAUGUUUUACGAGAA